AUGAAUCUUGGGACUUGGGGACUAGCUUCAGUUCAUCACAAUGAUAACCUUUGUGAAAUCAAAAGAAAACUUCAGCCUUGUAGAGAUAGUGAGCAGUGCAUGGAUCAAAAUGUGUGCAUUGUUGAGGCUAAUAGCAAAGAUGACAAGAACCUGAUUAUUGGGUUAAGUGUUGGUCUCUCAGUGUUUGUUUUGUGUGUCAUUCUUGGUGUUACCAUCUGGUCGUUUAUUAAACAAAGACGACCCAAGAAAGAUGGUGGGCAAGACAGAGCUGAGAGAAGCAUGAAUGUUUACCAAUUGGAUUGUACCGGAGCAUCACAGCCCAAUUCAGCCCACGUCAGCUGA
This is a messenger RNA of Physella acuta, 342 nucleotides long. RefSeq lists its product as uncharacterized. The record is from RefSeq and is a predicted model, not a curated record. Lineage: Eukaryota; Metazoa; Mollusca; Gastropoda; Physidae.